Messenger RNA from Cyanistes caeruleus (blue tit), 2271 nucleotides. The record is from RefSeq and is a predicted model, not a curated record. Lineage: Eukaryota; Metazoa; Chordata; Aves; Passeriformes; Paridae.
GAUUUUUUUCUAGCUCUCUCCUUUGCUUCUGCUUUUUAAAACCACAAAAUGUCUGAAGUUAAGCCAAGGAAAAAAGGGAUGUCUUCAUCCAAGACCAGUGAAGGGUCACAGAAGGCUGAGAGGCACAGUAAUUAUGGGAAGCUGGCAAGUCCCAGAACCAGCAAUAAUCACAGUUCCUUUUGGAUGGACUCAAGGACGAGUCUGAGUAUCAUUUCCCUUGCUGUUUGCCUGGUGCUGAGCUGGUUUCUAUUUCAGCAGUCAGGUCAAUUUGCUGAUCUGGAAAGAAAGUAUAAUUUUUUACAUCAAGAAGCUGAAAAAAUCCUGGAUGUGGGAAAUAAAGUAAACUUAAUUUCUGAAAAGUGUGAAAAGACUUGGAACUUAAUGAAACAGCUGGAAGAUCUUCAAACAAUUUCUCACAUUAAAUAUCUGCAGAAAGAUAUUUAUACAAUGAAAACAUGGUCUAGCAGCAUAAUUAAAAAACAAGAAGAACUAGAGAAGAAUUUAACAAGCCUUUUUCAUGCAGUUUCAAGCACUGAACAGAAUGCAGUUUCUAUAGCAAAGAAUGUAACAUUGACAAUUGUGACAGUAAAAACUGACAUAAGACGCAUUUCAGGCCUGGUCUCAGAAAUGACUAUACUGAUGGAUUCUUUACUAACACUAGAAGAUAAAGUAGAAAAAGGUGAAAAGGCAACAGUAAAAAAUAUAAGUGACCUCCUUACCAGUAGCAUCGACCGAAGUACAAACAUCCAAAGCCUGGCAGCCAGUAAUGCAAAAAAAAUUGAGCAAAUUAAGACAGCACUGUCCGAGUUAAGGAGUGAUUUUAACAAGCAUUCCAACAGACUUUUGAAUCUUGAAGGUGACAGAGCAAAAGUUCUGAAGACAGUUACAUUUGCAAAUGAUUUAAAACCUAAGAUGUACAAAGUUAAAAAGGAGUUUGCCAUCUUGGAGCCUUUAAUAAAUGACCUAACACUGAGAAUAGGAAGAUUAGUGGAGGAGGUGUUACGACAGGAGAAGGAAAUUGCUUUACUGAAUGAGAAACUGGCCAAUCUAACAACAGUUCAAACCAAGAUCAAGGAUGUGAAAGAUGAAAUAACCAAGAUUUCAGACAUUAAUUGAUCACUGACUGGCCACUGCCUGAAGAAUAGUGUUGGAGGAGUGUUAACUCCCAUCAUGUGUAGUACUGAGAAGACAGACGAUAUUUAAAGGCUUCAUUUAAAAGCACACCUAGACCAGAAAUUUGUCCAAUUCCUUGGAACAGGACAGGAAAAAGUCAUACUUAUUUCAAGGGAGAAAAAAUAAUGUGAACAAAAACCUUAUCUCUCUGCAUGUAUUUUUCUGAAGGAUGACAGAUGCUGUAUUUAAUAAAUUGCUUGUUUUGUACAAUAAAGCAAUGUUAAAGUGUAAAAUUAUGUUCUUACCUUAAGAGUUUGCUUUCAUGAAGAAAGCAGGACCCAAGAAUGACAGAUCUCCAGUUUUGCUUUCCUGCUGCAAAGGAAGGGACAGAAUUGUGGUUUCCAACUAAACAAGAGGUAGCCAAACUGCAGUAGCACUUUGUCUCUAUUCACACUAUGAUUUUUGUAAACUGGUUUAUUUUUUAAGUAAUAUUUAACAAGGCAAAUGCAGCAAACCAAGAAAUACUCAAAAAUCUUGCUGACGCCUUCCAAAAUGUUUGUCACGCAUUUAGAUGGAAUAAUUUAUAUAAGGCUUUGUGUGAGGCCUUUUUUGAUUUUUGUAAACCAAAAUUACUGUGCAGCACUGUUCUGUCUUUAAAACAGGACACUCUAUAGGGACAAUGCUCUGAAAGACUUAAUGCUGAUGGCUUUAUCCCAGUGUCACGGUGUCUGCUCAGGAAUCCUAACAGUGCUAGUCAUUCAUUAUUUCUUGGUCUAAAAAAUACUAUAUAGUGAGCAGCAGAAUGAGCGGAGAAGCUACUUACGUCCCAAAAGGCUACUGCUAUGAACUAUUAGGACUAUUUAGGUGCUGAAGAACAACAGAUUUGAGACAUUUGAAAAUGUAGUAGGCAGUAACAAGACAGUGGGAAUGGUUUUAGCAGAGGAAGGUGGGGGGAGAGAAAUGCAUUAAAUAGGAAUAAAAAUUACUAUAAAUAUCAAUUAGAAGCAAUACAGCAACUCAGAAAAUUCCUUUAAAUGAAAUGAUAUCAAGAAGUGUAAGUAUAUAGUCAGGCCUUUAUAACUUUUCAGUUUGCCAUACCUGAACAUCUUGCAACUACUAGACUCUUGAUUGUAUGGAGAAUAAAAGCAUUCCUCUCCC